Messenger RNA from Mesocricetus auratus (golden hamster), 2479 nucleotides. RefSeq names its product ectonucleoside triphosphate diphosphohydrolase 6 (gene Entpd6). Gene Ontology annotation, biological process: nucleoside diphosphate catabolic process. Gene Ontology annotation, cellular component: Golgi apparatus; membrane. Gene Ontology annotation, molecular function: UDP phosphatase activity; GDP phosphatase activity. Lineage: Eukaryota; Metazoa; Chordata; Mammalia; Rodentia; Cricetidae. The coding region runs from base 202 to 1569 and encodes 455 amino acids. The record is from RefSeq and is a predicted model, not a curated record. The transcript is spliced from 14 exons.
GCACGUGGGCGGGGACAGCUUCUCGGGAUCUGCUAGGUCGGGUUCCACGCGUAAAGGCUGUGUUGACGCGGAGCGGGACUGGAGAGCCGAGCCCUUGGUGGGUAGUCGCUCCCGGUCUCCGGGUACACCACCGCCUCCACCGAGGGGCUGAGGGCGCCGUGCAGGCCAGCAGCAGCCACAUAGUCCCCAGCAGACUGAGAAAUGAGGAAAAUACCAAACCAUGGAACCCUGCGGAUGACAAAGGUGGCAUACCCCCUCGGGCUGUGUGUGGGCCUGUUCAUCUAUGUUGCCUAUAUCAAGUGGCACCGGGCCUCUGCUGCCCAGGCCUUCUUCACCAUUGCUGGAGCUGCCUCAGGGGCACGGUGGACCCAGCAGGCCUUCAGCUCCUCAGACUCAGCUACGCAUAGUCACGAGGUCUUCUAUGGGAUCAUGUUUGACGCUGGGAGCACCGGCACCCGAAUCCACGUCUUCCAGUUUGCCCGGCCACCUGGAGAAACUCCCACCUUGACCCAUGAGACCUUCAAGGCACUGAAGCCUGGGCUUUCUGCUUAUGCUGAUGAUGUUGAAAAGAGUGCUCAGGGGAUCCAGGAGCUUCUGAAUGUUGCUAAGCAACACAUUCCAUAUGACUUCUGGAAGGCCACUCCUCUGGUCCUGAAGGCCACAGCUGGUUUGCGCCUGCUGCCAGGAGAAAAGGCUCAGAAGUUGCUGCAAAAGGUGAAGGAGGUAUUCAAGGCAUCACCUUUCCUUGUAGGGGACGACUGUGUCUCCAUCAUGAACGGCACAGAUGAAGGUGUUUCAGCAUGGAUCACUGUCAACUUCCUGACAGGCAGUCUGAAAACCCCCGGAAGCAGCAGCGUGGGCAUGCUGGAUUUGGGCGGAGGAUCCACUCAGAUCACCUUCCUCCCCCGUGUCGAGGGUACCCUGCAGGCCUCCCCGCCUGGCCACCUGACAGCGCUGCAGAUGUUUAACAGGACGUACAAACUGUAUUCCUACAGCUACCUGGGGCUAGGACUGAUGUCGGCACGACUGGCUAUUCUGGGUGGUAUGGAGGGGAAGCCUGCUGAGAAUGACAAGGAACUGGUCAGCCCCUGCCUGUCUCCCCGGUUCAAAGGAGAGUGGGAGCAUGCUGAGGUCACCUAUAGAAUUUCAGGACAGAAGGCAGUGGGCCUCUAUGAGCUGUGUGCCAGCAGGGUGUCAGAAGUCCUCAGAAAUAAAGUACACAGGGCGGAAGAGGCGCAGCACGUGGACUUCUAUGCUUUCUCCUACUACUAUGACCUUGCGGCGAGCUUUGGCCUCAUAGAUGCAGAGAAAGGAGGUAGCCUUGUGGUCGGAGACUUUGAGACAGCAGCCAAGUAUGUGUGCCGCACCCUGGAGACACAGCCACCCAGCAACCCCUUUGCCUGCAUGGACCUCACCUACAUCAGCCUGCUGCUCCAUGAGUUUGGUUUUCCCAGGGACAAAGUGUUGAAGCUGGCUCGGAAAAUCGACAACGUUGAAACCAGCUGGGCUCUGGGGGCUAUUUUCCAUUACAUCGACUCCCUGAAGAGACAGAAGACUCCUGCCUUGUAGCAGCCAAGCCCUAGUCUCCACCCUAGCCAGAACUCCAAGGCUCCCAACUCUGUCCUGGAAGUGACACCAUCCUUGAGGAGCCUGCACCUGGCAGAGGUCCUCCUCUGUGCUGGCAAUGUCAUCUCCUGCCGAUUUGCCUGGGACGUGGCCCGUGUAACUAGCCCCACUACACCUCACUAGCUGGGGAAGGACCAGGGUGGGAAUGCUUCCUGGCCUGAGGCCGUCUCCCUGCCUUGCCUCCAAGUGAGCAGGGAUCCAGGCGGGGCCCAGGGCACAGACUGAGAUGCAGCCCUGUUCUUAGCCCGUCCACCUGCAGGGUUGUGGCUGCUUUUAUGUGUUUCUGUGUGGGUCUUGUUUUGUCUCCCAGCCCCUGUUCCCUCAUGAGCCAGGCCUCUGUCUGCCUUCCCUGAGUUGUGGGAGGUGGAGUAGGCUGGCCCAGACACAGUGCAAUAUCUUCAGUGCACACAUCUCUUCCUCAGGAUAGUCACGGCAUUACCUGGAGGUCUGCUCUUCCAUCUCUGGAUGGUACCGCAUUAACUGAUGUGGGGACACUGAGUAGGAAGAAGGUGGGACAAUGCCUCGCAUCAGGCCCAGUGUUCCAGCUUUGCAGAGCAUAUGGCUAUGAGCAGAGCUAUACGAAUGUUCAAGGCCGAGUACUCAAGCACUACCCUGUGAACUGGGAGUGCUUUGUGUUAAAACUGAGCCCCCUUUCUGGACACAGCAAUGUCCCAGUGAAUGUAUUGCUGCUAUGAGCCACUUACACCAGUGGGGUGCUCUGGAACCGUAUUGCCCCCACCCCACCCUCCUCACUGGGCUGCAGCUGGCUCCCUGUGGUCCCCUCAGUGAAUGUACAGUCUAUAGAAUAAGCUGAGUCAUGUUGUUCCACCCUGAAUAAAGGUUUACAAGGGUU